AUGACAGACCAACUGCCUCCAGACACCCCCACUGCUACUGCUACUGACUCUCCUCCUCCUCCUUCAGCCGCUGCAGCCCCCGCUGCUCCAUCCUCCCCCGCUCCUCAGGCUGAGCUCAUCCCCGCAGAGGACCCUGAGGAUACUUCCGAUAUUGAUCGUUAUGAAAUUGAUUCAGCUCUUGGAUCCGAUGCAGACUUUGCAGAUGCAUAUCCAAGCGCUCAAGUAAUCGGCUCAGAUCUCUCACCCACCCAGCCUGAAUGGGUCCCUGCAAACGUGCACUUUGAGAUCGCAGACGCAACUCUCACCUGGCCUUGGAAAGACAACUACUUCGACUUCACCCACAUCCGCUACCUCUUUGGAUCAGUCCAAGACUGGCCUGCCCUCUUCCAAGAAGCAUAUCGCUGCUGUGCACCCGGUGGCUGGGUCCAAUCAUGCGAGGCUGACAUACAUUUCUACUCCGAUGACGGAACGACAGACAGCGAGCCUGCACUCCAGAAGUGGGCGGAUCUGUACGAGAAAGGCGGCGCGGCAACGGGGAGGACGUUUUUUCUUCAGCAGGAGGCGCUGCAGGAGAGGAGUAUCACAGAGGCUGGCUUCACGGAUGUCAGGAUAUUUGAUUACAAGCUACCCGUGGGAGGAUGGACCAGUAAUCGGAAGCUUUUUGAGCUGGGCGAGUACGUCAGGUUGACUUUGGAAAACGAUCUUGAGGGAUACACGCUGUAUAUUUGGCACAACGUGCUUAACUGGCCGAGGGAGGAAUACCCGCAGUUCCUCGCGGCGAUGCGAAAAGCGAUCUGUAGUCGGAAGGUUCAUGGAUACAUGAUGGUGCGAAUUUUCCUUACCAUCGCGUCAAGUUCUUCAGUCACCACAGCAACACACGUUAACAUCACAGCAGAGCUUCUUCCUCACCUCCAGGGCAAGCCCCAGCAAGCAACGAAAAAGAGAAGGGAGAAAACACGCCUGUCAGACGUCCAUCAACACCCACCCCGACCGCGCGCCCGAAGGCAAGACCGCAAUCAGGGUCGAGAUCAUCAAAUACAACCAUCUCUGUACAGCCACCCACCGGAGCAGGCAAGACCGCCGUCCUUGCGGACAGAUCGAGAGGACCAAAGGUAUUCACUCUAG
This is a messenger RNA of Fusarium tjaetaba, 1125 nucleotides long. Its product is annotated as methyltransferase. Gene Ontology annotation, molecular function: methyltransferase activity. Lineage: Eukaryota; Fungi; Ascomycota; Sordariomycetes; Hypocreales; Nectriaceae. Bases 1 to 1125 code for a protein of 374 amino acids. The record is from RefSeq and is a predicted model, not a curated record. The transcript has 6 exons.